ACUGAUUCCUUGGUAACCGCACAGCCUCUGCAUCAUCUCUCGGUUCGUCCCAGUCUUUCUACAGCAGUGUGUGAGUGUACGCUUGGUGGUCGGAAGUAAAGCACAAGGGGAUUUCUGUGUCUGCACCAACACAUUUCCUCUAGUGUUCACUGUCUGCUUCAGGGGGAUACCACCGAUCCGUAUAAAAGGAAGGCCACAUAGACCUUCAGUAGUUACAAAAGUCCGGCUCCAGAACCGCCUUGCUAUUUAGUUUAUACCUCACAUUUUCUUGUGUAACUUAAAACACAAAACUUGUCACCAUGUCUGACCGUAUGAAACCCAUGGGAAUGGACCGCGCUCUCACCAGCAAGGAAACACAGGUUCUAUAUGCGAUAAAAAUUAUCAAACAGAAGAUGGUUAUCUUACUGUCUGAGAAGGUCAAUAUCGACAGCUGAACUGUAGCUUUAAGAUGGCUAGUCAUGCAAUGGUGAAUCUUGAGAGAGACCAAACCAUCGUUUGGGAGCCAAGUACGACAGUGCCUCUGAGGCAGAAGUAAGAAUCUGGAUCCAGGAAUUGACCGGAGAAGAUAUUGGACAAGGUCCUGCCGCGGUGGAGAAGAACUUAAAAAAUGGCAUUGUACUUACCAAAUUAUUGCAGAAAUUAUAUGCAGGAACAGCAAAUCUCCCCCCAGCAGCACAGAACUUCAAACCCUCAUACAAUGAGUCGGAACUCGCCUUCAAGCAGAUGGAAAAUAUUGAAAAAUUCCUGAAAGGUGCAAAGUGUUACGGUUUGAAGGAUAACAGCUUGUUUCAGACAGUGGACCUUUACGAGGGCCGUAAUAUGGCCAUGGUUAUUGCUACCAUUCUUCAAGUAGGAACUGAGGCACAGAGACAUAAAUUCAAUGGCCCAACCUGCGGCGCCAAGCCUACCGAAAGACACGUGGUCAAUUUUACCCAAGAUCAACUGAGAGCGGGACAGGGGAUUAUUGGUCUUCAAGCCGGAACCAACAAAUGCGCAAGCCAAAAGGGGAUGUCCAUCGGUGCCGUCCGCCAUAUUGCCGAUAUCAGAGCAGAUGAUAUGUCUCAGGACGGGCAAGGAAUUGUAGGGCUCCAAGCCGGAACAAACAAGUGCGCAAGUCAGAAAGGAAUGUCUAUGGGAGCAGUUCGUCACGUGUCUGAUAUCAGAGCAGAUGAAAUGUCACAAGAAGGUCACGGGGUUAUUGGAUUACAAGCCGGAACCAACAAAUGCGCAAGUCAAAAGGGAAUGUCUAUGGGAGCGGUACGCCAUAUUUCAGACAUCAGAGCUGAUGAAAUGACCCAGGAGGGACAAGGAAUUGUAGGCCUACAAGCCGGAACAAAUAAGUGCGCAAGCCAGAAAGGAAUGGCGAUUGGAUCAGUUCGUCACGUGUCCGACAUUAGGGUAGACAACUCAUCAAUGGAAGGUCAUGGAAUCAUAGGUCUCCAGGCUGGCAGCAAUAAAGGCGCAAGUCAAACCGGUAUGAACAUUGGCGGCAUUCGUCACGUCUCCGACAUUCGCACAGAAGACUGCUCAAUGGAAGGUCACGGGGUUAUCGGUCUACAGUCGGGGAGCAACAAAGGAGCGAGCCAGAGCGGUAUGGUCAUCGGUGGAGUGCGCCAUAUUUCUGACAUCCGCGCUGACGAUUACUCUCAGGACGGCGCAGGGAUCAUCGGUCUCCAGUAUGGAUCAAACAAGGGCGCAAGUCAGGCCGGAACACGUGGUUUUGGUGCAACGAGGCAUAUUGCUGAUAUCCAGGUUAAGGACAUGGCGGAGGAUAUGUACUACUAGGCAUUCAGUCUCUAUAGGCUUAUAAUAUCAGGGGCUCAUUCUGGUCAUUAAAAAGUAAUAUUACCAGCUAUUCUUAGUCACACGGUAAUUUGAAGUCUUGGUAAAAAGCAGCAUUAAUCCAAAUUAGUUGAAACAGCGUAAUAUUCGACACAUGAUAUAUCGUCAUAGCAACAAUGAGACAUCCGGUGUAUCAUAGCAACAGUAGACAUCGUUACAAUUUCAUUUACGAACAAAUAUAAGUAAAUGUCAGUUUUCUAGUAUUGACUUUUAACUGUAUAACUUAAUGUGUAGUUUUUGAUAAAUUUGCCAAAUAUCAAUAAUGAAUUUUAUUGAAAGUGAGCUCUGAAGAUAACAAAUGACCAGAUAUAUUCAAAAUAACGCAAAUUUAGUCAGGUUAAUGAGGGGAUCUUGGGAAAAUUAUAUACUUCCGUGAUUCCAACAGGUAUAUAUGUCACUAUAAAUUCUAACCGUGACUCAAUAUAUGUUAAAUCGCCAAAUUGGAGGAAAAAACAAGAAUCGCGAAAAGGAAGCACAAUAAAUCCGCACACCAUGGUGACGUCAUCUUAAUCUAAAUCGGAGAGGAUUUGGCAUCAUCUGUAAGUCAUGUGGAAUUGUCUACCUUGCUUUGUUCGAGUCUGUGAAGUGAUAAUGAACAAUAGGUGUUCCUGGUGUAACUUUUCGACACAGAGACAAUUUCAAGACAAAGACAUUUUGAUAAACAUUUGUAACACGUUCCUGUCUUCUAUGUGGAGUGAAAGUCGUUUGUGAGAAAUGUGUGAUUUCGUUAAAAGCUUUAAAUGCCUUUUUGGUUGUAUAUAUAAUUCAUUUUUUGAUCAUCUUUUUUCGCUAGAAAUAUAUUCUGCAGUUUAUAAGUAGGGAACUAUCGCAAUGAAAAGCAAAUAUACAAAACUUCCAAGCAAGCUAUGUAAAUAUGAAAACGAGCACCAUUUCUAUUAUGCGAAGAACCAAUUUAGUUUUAAACUCGCAGAACAUGUACAGCUUUGUUUAUUUGAUUGAACUGCUAUGUUUAGUAAAGUGCCCUGUUUGUCCUAGCCGAAAUCAUAUUAUCAUCUGAUAUACAUAUCACUUCCAAAUUCCACGAAAUGAUGCACUUAAUAGCUUCACCAAAGCCUGGUCUGUUUCGGGCGCAAGUCUGGAGGAUUCGUUAUAUCAGCUGAACUUCAAUAUACAUUCUUCUUUACAAGCCAAGUUCAAUAUAAACAAGAAGCAUUUUGAUUGUUUUGUGUAAUCACCAAGCAGUUUUAUAAAAGAGCAUGAAAAUAGCUAAAGAGUGUAGCAUAUUGAGCUAGUCGUUUGAGUAUAAGAGAGAUUGUUGGACGAUAUGCUAAGUACUUGAUACUUAGAAAGUGGACGGCAGGGAAAACGUAUCUACAGACAUGAACGGAAUGUCUACAAACAGACGUGACACGGACGACUUUGUGGAGGUCUGAAUGGUGGGUAUAAUAUUGUAAAAGCCGUCAUUGCUAGGGUAAUUGGAAACGACCUCCGUUUUACAAAAAUUGUGAAUAUAUGUUCAUAAACACUGUAUUAAUUAAAUGCAAUUACGUGUAUCAA
This is a messenger RNA of Pecten maximus, 3360 nucleotides long. RefSeq names its product transgelin-like. Gene Ontology annotation, molecular function: actin binding. The coding region runs from base 724 to 1785 and encodes 353 amino acids. Lineage: Eukaryota; Metazoa; Mollusca; Bivalvia; Pectinida; Pectinidae. The transcript is spliced from 7 exons. Gene Ontology annotation, biological process: actomyosin structure organization. The record is from RefSeq and is a predicted model, not a curated record.